AGUUGGUAAGUAUGGAGUGGAGGUGGCAUCUCUUCCGUGGCAUCGUCGCUUUCCUUUUCUCCGUUUCAACGUUUUGCGCCCCGGGAAUGACACUGUUCGUAUUUCUCUGUCUGUUCUCAGCCACAAUGGCUGUACAAGGCAUAUUCUCUGUGGCGUUUGGACUGUAUGUUUGCAAUGGAUGGGUCUUCUUCAGCGGUCUGUUUGACAUCUCGAUCAGCUUCCUGACACUGACGUAUCAGGACGUGACCGCCUUGACUGUGCUGUACUUUGUGGCUUUCCGGAUGUUGUUCUAUGGCCUAUACUUUGUCUCCAACGCGUGGAUAUCGCCCACCUCUCAGGUGCCCCAGGAGGUGACCUUUGCGCUGGGCACGAAUGGCCUGUUCUUCAUCCUAGGUGGGCUGUGUCUGGUGGUUAUGCACCCUGCUGAGGGUGUGUUGGUGCUGCUGUGGAUAGUCGCGCUUCAGGCGCUGUUCGAUAGCGUCCACUCACUACUCAUCGCGAGAGCACUGUACAAAUUACAGCACUCGCACUACGCCCCGGCACCCACGCUUGAAACAGCCUGACGCGGAUCGGAUGCAAAUUGGCCCCAUCGAAUGGCAGACCAGGUGCAGGCCCUUGUGAGGCGGUCCUUUUCGUUGAGAGCGAGACAGAGUGGUACCCCAGGUGCGGCAUAGCGGGGGUAGGCACAGGAGGUCUCGUCCCACCGGGUGUACCGAUCGGCCAUCGGACAUCCUCACACAAGGCGGGAGCUAGUUGUUGACAACGACAACAACCCUUGCACCCGCUUGUACGUUUAGCUGAUGGGCCGUAUACUGUAUAGCCCUGUUUUCACAAUCGGCAUGUGAGCGAUAUACGCAUGGUAUCAUCAUAAGCAACACCUCAGCCCGCCCACGAGCACGAGUGGCGUCUACAGGAGUCUCCUUCCACUCAUCACUCAUCCGCAGGCGAUGCGAUGGACCUCUACGCUCGCAUUGGUUGUAGGGUUUCACGUAUUUGUGAAUGUACAGUGUCCUACGUGCUCUAUUGCGUAUGGAGUCUUGUGGUUGAAUGGUACACCCUACCUUUCCGACCGUUCCAACGAUUCGUAAUGGUCUGUUUAACAACAUGAAGAUACUUUCGCAAGGCCUGGGGAGAUCCCUCGCCAUCAAACAUCUAAUAAAGUUGGCCUUACAUAUUCGA
This is a messenger RNA of Sphaeroforma arctica JP610, 1179 nucleotides long. RefSeq lists its product as hypothetical. The record is from RefSeq and is a predicted model, not a curated record. NCBI's taxonomy places the organism in Eukaryota, Ichthyosporea, Ichthyophonida. The transcript is spliced from 4 exons. The annotation marks the transcript as partial.